AUGUCCUCUUCUACUGAGGAGCUUUUCUCCAAAAUUGGUGUUCGCGUUCCCUAUACGUUGUUGCCAGCUGACGAAGUGGACAAGACUAAAUGGGCUGUCAUUGCUUGUGAUCAGUACACUAGCGAGCCCGACUAUUGGGACCGUGUGGAAAAGUUUGUCGGAAGUGAGCCCAGCACUUUAAGGUUGAUGUUCCCCGAGGUCUAUCUUGAUAAGGGACGGGACGAGGAGGUGAGUUGCUGUGUUUGA
Messenger RNA from Perkinsus marinus ATCC 50983, 246 nucleotides. RefSeq lists its product as hypothetical. The coding region runs from base 1 to 246 and encodes 81 amino acids. The record is from RefSeq and is a predicted model, not a curated record. Lineage: Eukaryota; Perkinsozoa; Perkinsida; Perkinsidae. The transcript is spliced from 2 exons.